Gekko japonicus is the source of this 1694-nucleotide messenger RNA. RefSeq names its product zinc finger protein 501-like. The transcript is spliced from 3 exons. Gene Ontology annotation, molecular function: RNA polymerase II cis-regulatory region sequence-specific DNA binding; DNA-binding transcription factor activity. Gene Ontology annotation, biological process: regulation of transcription by RNA polymerase II. The record is from RefSeq and is a predicted model, not a curated record. NCBI's taxonomy places the organism in Eukaryota, Metazoa, Chordata, Lepidosauria, Squamata, Gekkonidae. Bases 1 to 1434 code for a protein of 477 amino acids.
AUGUCGAAUGGCAAUAUAUGCUUGGGUGACCCGCCCAGCUACCUGCCCCCCUGCCAGAGGCCUAAAGGACUUGGGGUGGUCGUGAAAGCGACGUUCACAGCAGAUGUAGAGGAGACAGAUGGGGGAUUCCAGGGGUUCUCUUUGGAAAAGGCCAAGAAUGAAGAUGCUGAGGAACACUUCAGAGACAGAGAUGGACCACAGAGGCAGGAGAGAAGCCACGCUGGGGAUGAUCGGAGGAAUGAGAAGGAUGAGGAACUGCACCAUCUUUCGGCAGAUGAAGUCAAGAAUGAAGAUCUGAGAGGAAACAUCCGGAAUCAAGGUGGACCCAAGAGACAGGAAGGAAGCUACAUGGUUGAGAAGAGGAAUAAAACCAUUCUUUGCCAGCGGGAGGAUUCACGUGAAGUAAUUCACAGGGUGGAGGAAACGGACAAGUGCUUGGAGUGUGGAAUGAAGUUCUCAGAUCAAACCCAAUAUUACGUCCAUUUACAAAUGCACACUGGGAAGAAGACCCAUCAAUGGCUGAAGUGUGGGAAGACCUUGAUUCGCAGAGCAGACCUUGUUCAACACCAAAGGGUUCAUUCAGAAGAGAAGCCAUUUAUCUGCUCAGAGAGUGAAAUGAUGUUCUCUGAUGAAAGAAAAGUUAAUGUGCAUUUUCCAGAGCACAGUAUAAUGAAGGCACACAACUGUUUUAGGUGUGGAAACGACUUCAGAUGCAUAUCACAGCUCCUUCUGCACCACAGCAUACCCAGGGGAGAGAAACCUUUUGAAUGCUCAGAGUGUGGAAUGAAAUUCAAUCGGGCUUACACUCUUCAACAGCAUCUUAGAACCCACACAGGGGACAAACCUUUUGAAUGCUCAGAGUGUGGAAUGAAAUUCAAUCGGACUGGCAUUCUUCGACAGCAUUUCAGAACCCACACAGGGGAGAAACCUUUUGAAUGCUCAGACUGUGGAAGGAGAUUCUAUCGGAGUGCCCAUCUUCUAGACCAUCAAAGAACCCACACAGGGGAGAAACCUUUUGAAUGCUCAGAGUGUGGAAUGAAAUUCAAUCGGACUGGCAUUCUUCGACAGCAUUUCAGAACCCACACAGGGGAGAAACCUUUUGAAUGCUUAGAAUGUGGAAAGAAAUUCAGUUGCAGUUCCAAUCUUCAACGGCAUCUAAAUAUCCACACAGGUGAGAAGCCUUUUGAAUGCUCAGAAUGUGGAAAGCGAUUCAGUUUAACUAGCACUCUUAAGAAGCAUUUAAGAACCCAUACAGGUGAGAAACCUUUUCAGUGCUCAGAGUGUGGAAUGAGAUUCAGACAGAGUGGCACUCUUCAACAGCAUCAAAGAAUCCACACUGGGGAGAAACCUUUCAAAUGCUCAGAAUGUGGGAAGAAAUUCCGUCACAGGGGCACUCAUCUACAGCAUCAAAGAAGCCACAGAGAGACCUUUUGAAUGCUCAGAGCUUAGAAAGAGCAUCACUCACAGAUCCCGUGUUCAACAACUUGAAUGAAUCUAGAGGAGGAGAAAUCAUGAACCUGUGGCAAUAACCUUUCUUGUAUAUCACACCUGCAGAAAAACCACAGAUUCCACAAAGAGAUGAAACUUUAUAUACUCUUGGAGAGAAACAUACAGCUGGAGGGGAACUCAAGGGCCAUCUAAUCCAACCUCUUGCACAAUGUAGGAAAUUCACAACUGGCUGGCCUUCCACUCUC